Molecule: messenger RNA, 969 nt
Organism: Saccoglossus kowalevskii
Lineage: Eukaryota; Metazoa; Hemichordata; Enteropneusta; Harrimaniidae
Product: proteasome subunit alpha type-7-like
Biological process (GO): ubiquitin-dependent protein catabolic process
Cellular component (GO): proteasome core complex, alpha-subunit complex; proteasome core complex
Source: RefSeq, a predicted model, not a curated record
ACCACCAUUUUGUCAAAAGUGGACAGAACGUGACUUGGCGAAAGAAGAACCUAGAAAUCAUCCAUUCACACACAUUAUGGGCACGGCUCGGUAUGACAGAGCUAUUACUGUCUUCUCACCAGAUGGUCAUCUGUUCCAAGUUGAAUAUGCACAGGAGGCUGUAAAGAAAGGGUCAACCGCUGUUGGUGUUCGUGGUAAAGAUAUUGUGGUUCUUGGUGUGGAAAGGAAAUCUGUGGCCAAGCUGCAAGAAGAACGAACAGUUAGGAAAAUAUGCAUUCUUGAUGAUCAUGUUUGCAUGGCCUUUGCAGGACUGACAGCUGAUGCAAGAAUACUCAUCAAUCGAGCCAGAGUUGAAUGUCAAAGUCAUAAAUUAACAGUGGAAGAUUCAGUUACAUUGGAAUAUAUAACAAGGUUUAUAGCACAAUUAAAACAGAAAUACACUCAGAGUAAUGGUAGGCGUCCAUUUGGUUUAUCUGCACUCAUAGUAGGAUUUGAUUAUGAUGGAACUCCUCAUUUAUAUCAAACAGAUCCUUCUGGUACAUACCACGCAUGGAAGGCUAAUGCGGUUGGCAGAAGUGCAAAGACAGUACGAGAAUAUUUAGAGAAACACUACAGUGAGAGCGUUGCUUCAUCAGAAAAAGAAACCAUAAAACUAGCAAUAAAGGCACUACUAGAAGUUGUGCAGUCCGGAGCUAAAAAUAUUGAAUUGGCUGUGAUGAGACGGGGUGAACCACUGAAGAUGUUGGAAUUAGAAGAAAUUGAAAAACAUGUUGCAGAGAUAGAAAAGGAAAAAGAAGAAGAAGCAGAGAAAAAGAAACAAAAGAAAGGUGGUGCAGCUGAUAAAUAGUGACCAAGAUCUAGAAUUGUCCACAACAUUAUUGCUUCUGAAUGCUUUCAUUUCAUAUUUUGUGUAUUCACAUCUUUGUGCAAGAAAGCAGUGUUUAAUAAAUUGUUGCUCAUGAGAAGGUA